AUGGGGAAGCGGAAGUUGACGCGCGCGAAGACGGCGCCGCGGAAGAAGGCGGAGAAGCUGGACACGUCCUUCUGCUGCCCCUUCUGCAACCACCCCGACAGCAUCGACUGCAAGAUCGACCUCAAGCACAUGGUGGCCGAGGCCUCGUGUAGCACGUGCUCCGAGAGCUACUCCACCACGGCCCACGCCCUCACCGAGCCCGUCGACGUCUACGCCGAGUGGAUCGACGAGUGCCAGAAGGCCAACGCCGACCGGGACGAGGGCAACGACGUCGUCCGGGAAGAGGUGGAAGACGACGAGGAGUACGCAUGA
Molecule: messenger RNA, 312 nt
Organism: Triticum turgidum subsp. durum (durum wheat)
Lineage: Eukaryota; Viridiplantae; Streptophyta; Magnoliopsida; Poales; Poaceae
Source: the annotation of a GenBank genome assembly